This is a messenger RNA of Bursaphelenchus okinawaensis, 853 nucleotides long. Lineage: Eukaryota; Metazoa; Nematoda; Chromadorea; Rhabditida; Aphelenchoididae. The record is from the annotation of a GenBank genome assembly.
AUGUCUACUGAUAAGAACCACGUGAGUUUUCUUUUUGGAAUUUUUGAGAUUCUUAAAGGUAUUUUAAGGUAGAGUAAGGCCGAUUAAGUAGGUAGGGUAGGGUAGGGUAGGGUAGGGUAAAGUAAGGCAAGGUAAGAUAGAGUAGGGUAAGGUAAGGUUGGGUAGAUUAAAGUAAAUUAGUGUAAGUAACGUGGGCUGGCAUAGAUUAUGUAACCGUAUUUUACAAAAUAAAAAUUUUAGCGAGAUAUUCCAUUCCUGCUGUCAAUUCAAUGUGGCUUAUGCUUUGCAUUUGUUUUCUGGACAAAAGAACAAGCAUCUUUACCGGUCGAUAAAACAUUCUUAGAAAUUGGCUUAAUAUUAUCGAUUCAAACAACAUUACUAGCAUUAUAUGGUUAUUACAGAAGGAAAUUCAUACUGUUUACACCGUUUUUGGUGUAUCAUGUAAGUUUUUUUUUCAAUUUUUUGUAGGGGAGGAUAAAUCACGGCAGCGCAAGGCAUAGCAAAAUAGGGCAGAGUAGAGUAAGGUUUCUUACGUUUUUAGGUAAUAACCCUGAUAGUGGUAGUAUCAGCAGCUUCUUUGUUAUCAGCCCAGCUAGUCCACAAACUUCUGUGGCCAAAAAAUGAUACAGCACAAGAUGACCUUCAAAGCAGAGAUGAUAAUAAUCAUUACUAUCAUGUCCUACAGUCACUGGCACAAAUCAUGGUGGUAGUGUUUGCAAUGACAGUGGCUGCAGGCGAUAAUGUUUGGAAGACUUUCAAGUUUGCUAUGAGACUGCGGCUCACUGGUUCUAUUGAUGAGAGGUUAAAAAACGGUGCUAGGAGUGGUACUAUGGGCAAUGCGUGUACGACCUAA